GCUGGAAGCAGAGCGAGCGAGGCAGGGCCAGACGUGUCCCGCGGUGCGCGUGCGUCUGAGCGUCGCGUGGGUGUCCCCGCGGGGCCUAAAGGCCUUGGCAUCAUGGACUGUUGCCGCGGGUCCCAGCCCCGCAAAAGGGACGAGCCCGCAGGCGGGCGGGGCGGGGCGGGGCGGGGCCUGCAGUGAGGUCACCGGCGACUGGCGGCUCUGCCUCGGGGGCGGCGACGCGGCGUGGUCACUGCGGGGCGCACGGAGGGACGGCCGUGCUAUCAGACCCGAGUUGCAGGGGCUGGAGAGCGGCCGCAGGAAUACAGCGCCUCCAGUUGACCAGGAGCUCCGGGAGGGCAGGGGGUUGUCCCACCUGCUCUGUGUCCUGCCCCAGCCCUGGCCUGAGUUGAAUCAAGGACCAACUGCUCUCCACAUCCCUGCUCCCACUCUGCCUCUGGCCCCCGGCCAUGACGCCCCUGCUCACCCUGUUCCUGGUGGCCCUGGUGGGCCUCCCUGUGGCCCAGGCUCUGGACUGCCAUGUGUGCGCCUACAAUGGGGAGAACUGCUUCAACCCCAUGCGCUGCCCGGCCAUGGUCUCCUACUGCAUGACGACGCGCACUUACUACACCCCGACCAGGAUGAAGGUGAGCAAGUCCUGUGUGCCCAGUUGCUUUGAGACCGUGUACGACGGCUACUCCAAGCACGCGUCCACUACUUCCUGCUGCCAGUAUGACCUCUGUAACGGCGCUGGCCUCGCCACCCUCUCGACCCUGGCCCUGGCCCUUAUACUCUUGGCCACCCUCUGGGGUCUGCUCUAAAACCAGAGAGGGCAAAGCAUAGCCCCACCCUCUCCCCCGACACCCCCCACCCUCCCUCUGCCCUCCCCGACCCCCCAGCCACACCCAGGACUGUCUGCAAGAGGACUGUUGACCUCCCCCAGCCAUCCUGGGGUCUGCUUCCCAGUUUGUAAUCUGGUUUCCUAAAGGCUGAUGGUUUCCUAAAGGCUGACUACACCUCCCAAGGCUUCUGGCUUUGACGAGGCAGAUAAGCCUCUCCUCAUCCAAGGACUGGGACGAGGGCACAGCGUGCUGUUGGCCCAGGAACACUGAUUUGAAGGGGCCCUUUGGCCCCUCUGCCUUGUAGGUAUGCUGGAGGGGGAGGGGCGAUCGGGACCCGGGGGUGGGGGCCGGAUCCAGGAAGCAGGUUCUCCGGGGCUCCAGGAGGGCUGCCUGGGGCGGAGAGGGCUGGAGGGCGGAGGGAAGCAGGCCUGGGCCCCUGGGCUGUGCCCUCGUUCCAGGCAGCCCUGGCAAGGGAGGGACUAGCUCGGCCUGAAGAGGCCCCCGAGGGCCCUCCCGAUCCGGCGCCGGGCCCCUGCUCAGGACGUGGGUCCGGACAGAUCAGGCUAUAUUUGGUGGAGCUUGAGAGCUGAUCCCUGGGCUAUUUUUGGGCCAGGAGGGAAGGGUGCUGAGCCGCAGCCACCCGAAGCCUGGUCUGCAGCCCUAAGCAGGCCUGGCGGAGGGCUCCCUUUCACGGAGUGAACUCUUGCCGGGUGCCCGAAAGGAUUCGCCCAACCCCGUCGAACACGAGGGGGCAGGAGGGCGGGCGGGAGACGCCCUCUCGGGGACGCUCGGGGCCGCACCGGGCGAGGGCGGACUGGGCCGGCGGGAGGGGCGGGGAAGGCGGGCUUCGGGGGAAGGGGAGGCCAGGACGGGAGGAGGGAUCACAGCAGAAGGGUCGGAGGCCGCGCUCCCUCCGCGCUCAGCGGACGUUCCCUCGCCCCUGGCCGCGGGCGAUCGCACCAUGGUCCCGACUGAAGGGGGGCGUGGCGCGCCGGCCUCGGUCCGAAAGGCCGAGGGGUUUCGCGGCCCCUCGACUCUGACCCCGCCCGCGGGGAGGGCGAGAGCGCUGCACCGGCUGGAGCGCUCCUGCCUCAUCCCUGGGAGCGGCUCUCAGCUGCCUCCAAAUCACGCUGGGUCUCGAGAUCCCCAGGGACCCAGAAAGAGAGAGUCGCUCAGUCGUGUACGACUCCUUGAGACUCCUCAGACGGUAGCCCCCAGGCUCCUCUCUCCUUGGGAUUCUCCAGACAAGAAUACUGGAGUGGGUUGCCCUGUCCUCCAGUGGAUCCUCCUGAUCCAGGGAUGGAACCUGGGUCUCCCGCGUUGCAGGCAGACUCUUUACCUUUUGAGCCACUAGGAAAGCCCAGGGACCCAAGAAAGCUUAUCAUUUAAAGGGUACCCACCCCAGGUGAGCCCCACACCUCCAGGUUGCGGAAGGCCGGGUCUGUCCGCGGAGGGGAGCCUUCCAGCCAGCGCAGCCCGCGUGUGCCGGAUGGUGGCAGACGGCCCCAUGGGGGUUGUCCCUGGAACUCAGAAGUCCUUGGCCGCUAAGCGUGGCCCCUGUCAGGGGGACCUGUGCUGGAGAUCCUUUCCUCAGAGCUUCCCUCUGAGACCCCCCAGACAUCAGAGACCUGGACGCUUUGGGGAAGCCGGCGCAAGAAGUCCUUAGAUGGGGCUGGGUCGGACUUGGCAGAGGGCCUCGAAGCAGAAGGAGCGGCAGGUGGAGUGUUCAGCCCAGGGAGCGACCGGGUACCCCGCCAGUCUGUGUGAGCCCCUCCCUGGAGGAGGCUGGGAGGAAGCCUGACCACUCUACCCCCAGCUCCUCUUCCCAAAGACCCCCAGGAGUGGGCCACCUCAGGGAGGAGACCAAACCCCCCGAUGCACGUGCAGGCUGAUAGCGGGGGGCAGCCGCGGACAGACUGCUCUGUUGACUCAGCAGGAGAGGCCUGGGAAGCUGGGUCACCGACCGCUUGUGCAAGCGCUUUGUCCCGGGUCUAGUGGCUCCUCGGCUAGACCGGGUCCUCCCUCCCCCCGCCCGGUUCCAGCGAGGAUGGAGUGGAGCCCGGCCUGGCCCCAUGUGGGCUCUGAGCCGGGAUCCAGUGGCAGCUGAGAGUGUUGUGUUGCGGGGGGCGGCGCGUCUUACUCCUGCAUCCAUCUGUCCACGCUGAUCUGGGCCCAUGCCAACGCCCAUGGCACUGCCCCAGCGCUGGGGACCAGUCUGCCUACACCACCGCCGCAGACGGUUCCGCCUGGCCUGGCUGGGGGAGAAGCCCAGCGUAGAGCCCCGGAAAGGUGUUCCGCUCCUGCCCAGGCCCGGCCCCCUGGUGGGAAGCGUGUGGCUCUGCAAAGGCAGGAGCACCAGCGGGGCCCUUGGAAAUCAAACGGGUAAACUUGCCUGGACUGACUGUCUAGAAGGUUAGUAACUAACAGCUGCCAGUUCCCCUGCAGUCGUGGCUCUAAGCGCUCCAGCACAGCCCUGCACCUGGGUGCCGUCACCUGCCCCUUUCACAGACGGGGAGACUGAGACAGAGAUGAAGUGGCUGCCCAAGGCGGGCUGGACUUCUUGCCCCCCUCCACCGCACCCCCGCCCCACCUCCACCGCGGCCCCGCCCCACCCCCGUCCCCACAGCACCCCACCGCACGCCCGCCCCACCCCUACCGCACCCCGCCGCACCCCCAUCCCCACAGCACUCGGCCCCACCCCCACCGCGACCCCGCCCCACCCCCAUCUCCACCGCACCCCGCCCCACCCCCACCGCGGCCCCGCCCCACCAUGCAGUAGCUUCUUCCAUCAGCUGGGAGAGAAGGGAAAGCUGGGAAGGUGGGUUUAUAAGUUUAAGAGGACUUUAGCAUGUAAAGUAAUUAUACCAGCUUCAGGUCAGGAAAGCUUAGAAGGAGAACAUUGGAACUAGGUGUGAGAAGCCAUAAAUGCCACAGUCAAGGGGUUCAGCCCUGUGUGUGGGCGCUGGACCGGGGUGGAAAGCAAAGAGGAAGGCAGAGGGGCGCCCAGCACGGCAGGCUUGUCUGGCCCAGACCCCUUCCCCACCUGUGUCAGGGCCGUGGGGCCCCCAAAGAAACGAGAGCCUCGCGGGGCGGGCGGUGCCCGAGCUCAUCCUUGCAGCUCUUGGCGGCAUCUCAAGUCUGGAAGCAGCCUGCGCGACCCAGUAGCGGCUGCCUGAGCAGGUGACGGCCCUCCGUGGACCGCCCUCCCUGGGCUCCUGCGCCAUCCAUCCAUCUGGAGUCCGGCUGAGAAGCCGGUGCCAGAGCUCUGACGCAGAAAGCGGACCGGGCCUGGCGCCAUCACGUAACGAGGGCGUGGGUGCCCCAUUGUGGCCCUGUGGCUGGUGCCCGGAUGUGGACGACAUUGCAGAGGGGAGGUCGGACAGCUGCUUCUCCUCCUCCCUCUGUAGCGUGUGAUUUGUGGUGAUGUACUUCUUCACGAUUCUAGCCUCUGAGAAAGGUGGAAAGAAACUGAAAGGCCUCUUUCCUUUUCAUCCCAGCGCCCCCACCCACCCGCCGGCCCAGUUUGCUGGGUCCUGUCGCUCAGGCUGACCUGGAGCUGCUUGUUCAUGUCUCCAAGCCCCAGUUGUUCUGUGGUUAAAAUGAGGUUGAUAGCGCCCACCACACUGGGGCCUGGUGAGAGUGAGGAAGGUUGUGGCUGUAAGUGUGCGCCCCGGGCCGGGCACACUGGAGGCCCCAGGGGGAUGAAUGGACAGACAGAUGUACGGAUGGUGCCCUUUCCCUUCAGUCCACUUGCUGAGGUCCAGGCACUUCCCAGGCCCAAGUCCCAAGCCCUGCAGCUAUGGGGCAGGGAAUCGCCUUCAGGCUAUGGCCCCCGACUGUGUACACCGGAGCAGUCCUUUGUACCUCCUCAAAUCAGUGAAUAAAUGGAUGAAUACGUGUA
Cervus elaphus (red deer) is the source of this 4728-nucleotide messenger RNA. Its product is annotated as ly-6/neurotoxin-like protein 1. NCBI's taxonomy places the organism in Eukaryota, Metazoa, Chordata, Mammalia, Artiodactyla, Cervidae. Bases 456 to 806 code for a protein of 116 amino acids. The transcript is spliced from 4 exons. The record is from RefSeq and is a predicted model, not a curated record.